Molecule: messenger RNA, 309 nt
Organism: Ostertagia ostertagi
Lineage: Eukaryota; Metazoa; Nematoda; Chromadorea; Rhabditida; Trichostrongylidae
Source: the annotation of a GenBank genome assembly
AUGAAGGAACCAAUCAAACUACGUUCGAGUGCUCCCGCAACUUCCUUACGUCCAAGUCUUCCCACAAACGCUGGCGAGGGCUUUAUCAAGGAGCCAAUCAAACUUCGUCCCAGUAUCCCCAAGGCCACUGUCCCGCGCCGAGUCAUUCAUCAGGCUCCUGAAUAUUAUGAUGCCGGACCUCCAACGUUAGAAGAAGAAAUGCCCGAGAUGUAUCCAGCUGACAGUGAUUGGAUUGAAGGAGAAAUAGAGGUUCCAUCCAGCGAUGUACCUCUGCUUCCAGACGGCCAAAUGGAUAUUGAACUGGACUGA